UUUUUGUUACAGGUUGUACAAUCCGGGGCGACUGCGGGCCUCAAGAGUCGCUGGCUGAUGACGUUGCGGACCGGAACAUCGUCACUACCGAGCGCCAUUUACGACUCAUUUGUUUAUUUAUGCUCUCCUCGAUAAAAAAAAAAAAAAAAAGAAAUCUAUCGUUAGCUUGUCGACGGAGCGAUUUCGAACCCAGGCCGUCUCGAAUGUCACCAAGUAUCUCUUGCUUUCACCAGAUAGAAACCACGCCAUGGGUCGCCUGGACGACGCCGCCAAGCGCAAAGUGGUGGAGCUGAGAAAAGCCGGCUUGAGUUUCCGCAAAAUCAAGGCCGUGCUGGAGUUGGAGAACAUCAAGGUGUCGGCGCAGGCCAUCUACCUGUUCCUCCGGGAGUUCCAAGGCAGGCGGCCGGGCAGGGUCAGGCCCCUGGAGGCCGGGGGCAACGCGACGCCGUCGCACGUACACAAUCUAGUCGGUGGGCUGCAGGAGAGCUGGAGCAGUAUACGUCUGCAACACUUGCUACGAGGCACGUCCCACCACGCCGGCUUCACCAAGGUCGCCAAGCAGGCUUCCGCGGAAGCAGACGGAAAUGCGAAAGCAUCCGGGUGUGGGGAAGUCAGCGCCGAGAGCCGGCCGGACCAGCAGCAGUGUGCGGACGAUAACGACGUCCAGAUUGUGAGCGUCACCUCUCUUGCGCAGAGUCAGCAAAGAGCGGAGACGAGUGCCACGUCUUCUCUGGGAACAGCGUCUGUGGCCUUCACCAAGAGGAGAGUGACCCCCUCCCCCGCCACCAGUUCCAUGCUGGCAGCCCGUAAACGGAUUCUGGAUAAAGCCUUGACACACAGGAUGAAGGUGGCGUCGUUGUUGAGGCGAGAUCACGCAAAUGUCCAAAGAUCCGAUGUAGCUGCAAUGUCACAACAACAACAGCAGCCACCAUCAUCUUCAUCAUCAUCAUCUUCAGCAGCAUCAACACAUUAUGAUCUGACCACAGAAAAGACUGGACUGGAAGAUGGUGGAGCCAACACAACCAGGCGGUUUGUCCCACAGAGACCCGGACUGUCCGUGCGCUCCCUCCACUCGCUACCUCGAGGUGGAAUCCGGCUUCCCAACCGUCCACCGGCUACUUUAGCAUCCUCGGCUCCCGGGGGCGCCGUCAUUCACAUGCAGAGCUCGGGCGGGCCGGGGCCGACCCGCGGCGAGCCGACCCAGAGCGGCGCGGCCAGGGGCGGUCUGCAGGAUCAGAUGCAGACGCUGGGGUGCGAGGUGCGCAGCCUGGGCCUGGCCGUGAAGAUGCUGGCGGAGCAGCAGAGCCGCUUGGAAAGGGAGCAGGUGCAGCAGACGCACAUCCAGAAGCAGAUCCUCAGCACUCUCCAGAGCCUCGCGUCCCGAGCGGGACCUUGCGGCAACGCUCGGCAAGCGCGGAACAAAACUCCGUCCCCUUCCUGUUUGCCCGCCGCCUCGUCCUCGUUCGGCCAAGACACCUUCGACUUCAGCCAAGUCGCCUUCAGCCAGUGCAGCCAAAACGAAGUAGCCUACAACCCGCUCGAGAGUCUGGAACCCGUCGAGGCCUUUAAACUCCCCGUCCUGAACCCCGAUGGCAUGAACGGCUUCCCGCCGUGUAGCGGCACCGAGAACCUCCCGCUCACUCACACCCCUCCGCAGACUCAGCAACCCUACGCGGGCGCAUACCCGCAGCAAAACUGUCAGACUCUCUUGGCGCCCUACGGCCAGCCUUACGUGCCUGCGUACGACCGCUCGCAUCCUCAGCCGUUCAGAGAGGCGGGAAGUAAGAUGACGGAUUUCGAGAGCAGCUGCUCCGGCAGGAAUGUUCAGGACUGCAGCAUGUCGACGCAGGAUCAAAACCUCAAUAUUAUCAAAGUGGAAGGACCCUAGACUUAUCGUAGCAUAUUUCAGCCUUUAUUAGAUUUUUUUUAACAACAUAUUUAUUUCCUAAGUACAGUGGCACCUCGACCGCCAAUUCGUUCAGGGAAAAAAAGUAAUCACAAAAGGAAUACAGGAAAUGGAAUCGGUCCAUUCCGGCAUCUCGAACUGUGGCCACUGUAAAACUGGAAAUAUUCUCAAUACCAUUUUUACAUUCUUAACUCGACAAGUGUAAGUUACUCUCUCUUGAUUUGGUUUUCACAGUCUUCACAAAAAGGCAUUUCUGUGCUAUUAUGAAUGCAGAUGAAAGCGGAGUACACACUUACUGAUUUUGAACAUCUUAACCGAUUUUUACAAUGGGAGAGAUCACAAAAGACAAGAAAAAAAAUUGUGCCGUGCGUACUGCUCUUAUAGUGUGUGGCGUACUCAAGAUGACUAACAUAGCACACCACGCACACAAAAGCUCCACCAAUAAUCGCGUGCCUCCUCCCUUAAACCAGAUGUCUGCUGUAGUACCAGCAAUGAACUAUGAGAGGCAGUAUUUUAGAACAAUACAAAGAAACGCAAAUCAAGGACGCUAGGCUAACUGUUAGCUCAUCUGUUAAUACAUUGCAGUUGCAAACCUUUAUUUGAUUUCAUUUUAUUUUUCUGAAUGAUGUUAACCCAAACAAAAAUUCACCUCGCCGUUUUCUCCUUUAUUUGUGUAUGCCAACAGCGCAAGAAUCAAGUGGCUUCCUGAUUGGCUUUCGUUCAGUUUUACAUUUUCAGCACCGAUUCGGUGUUGACCUCACCCAUAAGCAUUUGCCAUCGGAAAUGUUGAACAGGUUUAACUUUUUUUUUUAUUUUAAUUUUAAUUUUUUUUUUUUUUUUUAUAUCGGCCUCGAUUGUGAGGGAAAAAUCACUCUUGGCACAUCUUGUCAAAGUAUGAACCCUUCAGUAGACAAGUGACAAGACAAGCACUGUUGAGAAUAAUAAGACGUACGCUUUAAUACAAACUGGCAUGCUAGGAGACCCGAUGGCUCUAAGAAGUGUCUGCCCAUUUUUUCCCUAGCCAAGGUCAUAUAUAGACAUUAACGUGCAGUUAUCAUCUGCCUCGUGCAACUGCCCCCCAACCACUGACAUCUUGCCUUGUCACAGCAAAGUGAUAAUAAAAUAUAAGAGAGAGAAGGGGGGGGGGUCUACUUUCUUAUCCUCGCACUUACACAAAACAUUAUAUGAUGUUAUUAUUAACAGAAGACAUUUUAUAAGUGGAGAGAGAUAUAUUUUUUCAAAUGGUUACCUCAACACCGGGGGUUAGUCACUCAGGAUAAUCUUUUAAAAGCAUCCAGCAAUUGGGGCUUUGCUGACUUUAACGGAAAGGGAAGCAAAAUGCCUCAAUUUGGCCUGAUUAUGUGUGUAACCUACUUCCGCCAUAUUGUACUAAGUAGCCCCUACAUCUUAAUAAUGUUCCUUUUUCACUAAGCGUGCGUGUUGAUGGUAGUAUACAGUAUCUGUGUAGAUCUCAGUCAUCCAGGUCGUGGUCAUCGGCAAAGGUCGAAUAAAGGCGACAAACAACAACGGCCCAGUUACCUUGAUGCAAACGUUGCAGAGUUUAGUGAUAGCUUACCCAGUUGGUGUGCCUUACCUCUGGACGCUGCAGUAUGACACUCCACAGUCUCCGCUUUAAUGCAGCUGGCCCUUAGUGUCCUUACCGUGGAAAACAGCCACAUGCCAAGGUUUAAAGAUUGUUGGCGUUCCAAGCGAUGCGUUCACUGUGGCGUGUUUCCCCCCGUCACCCAAAUUUUCCGCUGUAAUGUUAAGCUUUGCAGUGGAAAGUUUACAGCUGCGUGGUCGUCUCCUCAUCCGCCCUCUGUUUGCCUUCCUUGGUACCCGUCUGUGCCAAAGAAAAAGCAAAACACGCAAGGCCUUUAGAGGUUCCACUGUACUGUAGAUGCCAAUCGCCAGAAGAAUGGAAACUGCAACAGAGUCAUGGUUUGAUGAAAAACUCUAUGUAGCAUAGACCGUUCUGGGGUCGUUUUUAAAAAUCUAUAUAACUAAAGCAAAAUAAAUGGUUUGGAUGAACGUGUAA
Messenger RNA from Phyllopteryx taeniolatus (common seadragon), 3944 nucleotides. RefSeq lists its product as uncharacterized. The transcript has 4 exons. Lineage: Eukaryota; Metazoa; Chordata; Actinopteri; Syngnathiformes; Syngnathidae. The coding region runs from base 248 to 1888 and encodes 546 amino acids. The record is from RefSeq and is a predicted model, not a curated record.